Messenger RNA from Oryza sativa Japonica Group (Japanese rice), 1024 nucleotides. The record is from RefSeq and is a predicted model, not a curated record. NCBI's taxonomy places the organism in Eukaryota, Viridiplantae, Streptophyta, Magnoliopsida, Poales, Poaceae.
AUGCUCCCACCUGAUCCAAAGCGGACGCUGCUAUAUAGCAAAAACCGGCUCAUUCUCUCGAGUCCGAGCAGCAAACCAAAAACCAAGGCUCUCUCCCACUCGACCGAACCCCCUCUCUCUGCUUCCUCUGCUCCUCGGAGAGCCGCAGCCAAGGACGCCAAGAUAGGGACCGAAACCCCCGCCGCCGAUGGCGACGCCGCCCGCAAGCGGCCCAGCGCCGGCGACGCGCCCGCCCCAGCCCCCCUCGCCGACAAGCGCCACCGCCCCAACCCCCCGUCCUCCGGCUCCCGCGACCGCGACCGCCACCACCGCCACGGCCACAGCCACAGCCACGGCCACGCCCGGCCGUCCACCGCGGGCGGCGGGGAGAAGAAGCUGCGGGCCUCGCACAUCCUGAUCAAGCACGAGGGCUCCCGCCGCAAGGCCUCGUGGCGCGACCCCGAGGGCGUCGCCAUCUCCGCCACCACCCGCGACGACGCCGCCGACCUCGCGCGGGCCCUCCGCGAGAAGAUCGUCGCCGGGGAGCGCAAGUUCGAGGACGUCGCCACCGAGGAGUCCGACUGCAACUCCGCCAAGCGUGGGGGUGACCUAGGUCCAUUUGAAAGAGGCAAGAUGCAGAAGGCUUUUGAGAAGGCAGUUCUUGCUCUGAAAGUUGGGGAGAUAAGUGAUGUGGUUGAUACAGACAGUGGGGUGCAUAUCAUACUGAGGACUGCCUGAUUACGGCGGCAGUACGGGCCUUCUCAAUCUCUCAUUCUCUAUACACUCCGUCGCUGUCUGCAACUCUGCAUAUCAUAUUGAGGCUGUUUGGGGGCAGAAGUAUGGGCCUUGUCAAUCUGUAUACACUGGGGAAAUUGGAUGUUGGUUAUUGCUUCGUUACAAACCUGUGCAUGUACUCUCGAUCUGCGAAAAGUUUAUGUUUUACUCUUACAUUUUGCUGGAGACAUUUGCUCUGGAAUGAUGCUCAAGACAACCUAUGAAUAUUGAUUGUUACAACAUGUUUGGAAUUAGCUGAACUGAGCAGGAA